Phyllopteryx taeniolatus (common seadragon) is the source of this 1065-nucleotide messenger RNA. It is a transcript of the gene polr3g, whose product is annotated as polymerase (RNA) III (DNA directed) polypeptide G. Gene Ontology annotation, biological process: transcription by RNA polymerase III. NCBI's taxonomy places the organism in Eukaryota, Metazoa, Chordata, Actinopteri, Syngnathiformes, Syngnathidae. The coding region runs from base 155 to 838 and encodes 227 amino acids. Gene Ontology annotation, cellular component: RNA polymerase III complex. The record is from RefSeq and is a predicted model, not a curated record. The transcript is spliced from 9 exons.
GUUAGCAAAGCUUCAAAUCUGUCAGUUUUACCACCAAGUCUUUGUGUACGGACGUAAUGUGGACACUAAUGACAAGCUAGCGCUUAAAAUUAAAGGCCGUAAACUUUUGGGUUAGCCUGACAACUCGUAACGCUGCCUUUAAGAGUUUGCAGCCAUGGCGGGGAAGGGGCGCGGGGUGGCUGCGUUCACCUUCAACAUUGAUGCACUGGGCAUCGGCCGGGGCAGCAUGCCAGAAGCCAGGGUGGGGCCCGAUCCACUCUUUCCACCCACAGACUUCAAGCCAGUCCCGCUAAAGGUCGGCGAGGACGAGGACUACAUGCUGGCUCUCAAACAGGAGAUGAGGGGAACUAUGCAACGGAUGCCUCACAACAUCAAGUUUAAGACCAAUAAGGCAGAUGUGGAGAAAUACACACAGAGAUACUUAAAGAAGAACGAGGUACAUGACGACGAAUGGACACCAGACUGGAAUGUCUUCCCAAAAGAACUGAUGCCACAAAAGAAAACCAGAGUAAAAGCAGGGCCAAAGAAGAAAAGGGUGAAGAUAUCCAGCAAAGAUACAGAAGAUGUGUUGACCAAAUUGAAUGAGCUGGAAAAGAAAGAUGACAAUGACAAAUCAGAUGAGGAGCAACCAAAGACCAAAGGAAAUGAGGAAGAUGAGGAGGAGAUUGAAGAAGAGGAAUAUGAAGAGGAGCAAGUGGAAGACAAUGACUACAUUGACAACUACUUUGACAACGGAGAAGACUUCGCUGCAGGCAGUGAUGACAAUAUGGAUGUACUCUCUUGGCCAUCUGAAAGUAAAGACAUCCAAGGUAAUUCAAAACUUUCAAUACUAAUAUAAGUGUAGAAUGGCUCCUGAAAUAUAUUAAUUCAAUGUAAAUUAAACAAUGUGCACAAUCAUCUUCUCCAACAAAUGGAAAAUGCAGCAUGGACCAAAUACAGUACAAUGACUUUAAAGAUGACAUAUUAUGGAAAAUUGUGUUUGGUGGUGUCCAUGUGCCACACACAGUAUGAAGAUUUCCCUCUCUGAAAAUGCUUUUAUGGUCUUUAUAGUUACUCAUGGUGCUA